Molecule: messenger RNA, 811 nt
Organism: Frankliniella occidentalis (western flower thrips)
Lineage: Eukaryota; Metazoa; Arthropoda; Insecta; Thysanoptera; Thripidae
Gene: Cib2
Product: calcium and integrin-binding family member 2
Exons: 4
Coding region: 10-774 (254 amino acids)
Molecular function (GO): calcium ion binding
Source: RefSeq, a predicted model, not a curated record
AUUUAAUGAAUGCAAAUCACUACUGGUGGGCCCCUCGGGUCAAGCAGGCCCGGGGUGGGCCCGGUGGGCCGCCAGCUCCGCACGGCUGUGUGGCGGGGAGGCCUACCCGACGCGCUGCGGGCGCUGACGCAGUGGCGCAUGGGCCGAGAGGCGCCUGGGCAGCUCAGGCGUCGCUUGUGGGAACGGCUAGUAUUAUUGUUCACGCGUAGAUGGCGUUUAUUCAGAAUGACAUCAUGCUAUUUUAUCUAUUGGCAGGAUUGCACGUUUUUCACACGCAAGGAGAUCCUUCGCGUCCACAAGAAGUUCAGGGGGCUGCAGCCCGACGUGGUCCCACGCACCAUGACCCGGGAGGACGCGGUGAACGUCAGGGUGCCGAGGGAAAUCCUCGAGAAGCUCCCGGAGUUGAGGGAGAAUCCUUUCAAGACGCGGAUCUGCGAGGUGUUCUCCUCCGACGACAAGGGUAACUUGUCUUUCGAGGAUUUCCUCGACAUGUUGUCCAUCCUGAGCGAGCACGCCCCUCGGGACAUCAAGGUCUACUACGCGUUUAAAAUCUACGAUUUCGACAACGACCAGUUCCUGGGCCCGUCAGAUCUGCAGCAGACCCUGCAGUUGCUGACGAGGUCCCAGCUUCUCCCGGAGGAGAUGAGCCAGGUGUGCGAGAAAGUGGUGGACGAGUGCGACGUGGACGCGGACGGCAAGCUGUCCUACAUGGAGUUCGAGCACGUCAUCACUCGGGCCCCGGACUUCCUCUCCACGUUCCACAUCAGGAUUUAAACCGAGUUAACUAAACCACUGUGACUGGUGUUAUUUG